AUCAAGAUCGGAAUGGGACGUCCCGAGGCGAGCGAGUGGAGCGGCCUGUGGAACAGCCGGUGAACGCUAACAUCAAAGAUGCCGACAACUGUAUAUCCUUUGGUCAGAAAGUAAAUGCAAUGCAGGCGAACAUUAGUGGACGUCGAUGGUGGCGCCACCUUCUUAAACUUCAAUUCGACACUUCCGACAGUCAGCUGGCACUCUGUCAAGUUCGUUUGGAGGGUUUGGAGAGAUUACGAUUACGCAUCGAAAAAAUUGAAUUGGAAUUUGUUUAAUCAAAAUAAGAAGCAUCUAGAUUCCCUUUUUUCGAUUGAUCACAUUUCAAUCUCCAAUCGUAAUUGAAUUGUAAUUGAAUUGUAAUUGAAGUUGUAAUCUAUCGAAAUGGAUGUAAAUCUGUUGAUAUUUAUCGCAUCGACGAUCGUUAUAUUAAUUAUUAUAUGUAUUAUUUUUCUACAACGUAGAUCUGAAGGUAUCCAAGAAACACAUGUUAAUGCUCAAGAUGCUGUAAUACAAGGUCGGCCGAUAAGAAGAGCAGCUGGUGUGAGAAAUGUCAGGCAUCGUAUGCAAGGACAUACUAAUUAUCAAUCGUUUGAAGAAGAAAACAGACAAGUUGAUGAAGAUAAUGAUGGUCCAGAUGAUAAAAUAGAAUUACCAGAUCAUAAGAUAGGGACGAAAAAACGAGCAAAGCUAGCAGCUAAAGCUGAAAAAAAGCUUCAGAGAGAGGCGGUUGAACGAGAGAGAGAAGAGCGUAAAAAGCGAGAGCAUCUUUUACAAGAAGAAAGAGACAAACAGAUUGAGAAGGAACGUGCAGAGGAAUUGCGAGUAGAGGAAGCAGAGAAAAAAGCUAGAGAGGAGAAAGAGAAGAAAGAAUAUGAAGAAUAUUUAAAGAUGAAAGAAGCUUUUAAUAUUGAAGAGGAAGGUUACGAACAGGAAAACAAAGAGUGUGAAGAAAAUUUAUUGCAAGAAUUCUUAGUAUAUAUAAAACAGAAUAAAGUACUGGUCCUAGAAGAUCUAGCUGCACAUUUUGGUUUAAAAACAGCUAGUGUUGUAGAAAGAAUUCAAGAAUUGCAAGCAAAUGGUAAUUUGACUGGAGUAAUUGACGAUAGAGGGAAGUUUAUUUAUAUUUCGGAGGGUGAACUUCAAUCUAUUGCCAAGUUUGUACGACAACGUGGUAGAAUUAGUAUCACAGAAUUAGCUGAAAAUUCGAAUAAUUUGAUUAAUUUGGCUCCUGUAAAAAGUUGUAGUGUUUCAGCUAGUUAGAUAAAUCUUAUGCUAAGGUCUCUUAUUAUAUAGUAUUGUAUUAUAUA
Molecule: messenger RNA, 1307 nt
Organism: Camponotus floridanus (Florida carpenter ant)
Lineage: Eukaryota; Metazoa; Arthropoda; Insecta; Hymenoptera; Formicidae
Gene: Ddrgk1
Product: DDRGK domain-containing protein 1
Exons: 3
Coding region: 382-1260 (292 amino acids)
Source: RefSeq, a predicted model, not a curated record